Molecule: messenger RNA, 7938 nt
Organism: Mercenaria mercenaria
Lineage: Eukaryota; Metazoa; Mollusca; Bivalvia; Venerida; Veneridae
Exons: 11
Coding region: 199-2439 (746 amino acids)
Source: RefSeq, a predicted model, not a curated record
ACAAAACAAACGGAAUUAAUUAUGGUUGUAAUAGACGUAUGACAGAGAUGGAUUGAUUGAUGAAGGAUAGAGAAGUAUAUCACAUCAGCCUAGUCCAGGAACAUCUCAUAUUUCCAGCACGAAAUAAGAGGAAUAUAUUUAAUUACCAGGUGAGAGUGCUGAUUGAAGAAGGGAGACAACUGGUGUAGUAAUAUUAAAAUGGCUCAGAAGUAUUUAAUGGCCUUGGAUUAUGUGGACCUUCAUGCCAACUUGGUGCUCAAGAAACAUGCAAAGCAAUCUAAUGUUGAAUUUAAAAGCCAAGCUGGUCAGAAGCGUCCACUUGGUGACAUAGAGACAAAGCACAGAUACACACCCACACAGCCCGUGUUGUCAUGCCGCACAGUCGACAUAGACGUUAGUGGUACACGGACAUACAGACCGAAAUCGUCUGCUGAUAUCAUCAGUGAACAACAUGCGCUCAUACACAAAAUAUACUCAAAAGCAAGAAAUAUAGCAUCAGCUCCACCCAGGAGAUCUAAGACGCCAAGGAAAAAUGCCACCAAUGACAAUAACAGCCAAAACAAGGAAAAUAAUCUCAAAUCAGUGGAAGUUCAAGGUCGGCCAUUAACCUCACUCUCGCAGAGACCUUCCGAUCACACAAGCACAAGAACAAACACUUCAAACAAAAGACCAAAAACUACAGGUCAAAUAAAGAACAAUAAGACAGUCCAUGACAGUUUUAUGGUAGUACAUUCCGAUCGUGAGUUGAUAGAAACACGGAGAUCAUAUCGCAGUCUUACUGACAAAAUACAUAAACACUGGGACCCGGAAAAUCACGAUUUGAACACCGGUACAUACCAACGUGGGAAGAAACCUCCAGGUGUGCCAAGUGUAGACUCCUGGUUGACAUUUAGUGGAUCACAGACGGAACAGUCACAGGGAAUAGUUGAUGCUUUCGCAGAGCAUGUGCUUGAAUCAUUUCUGGAUGACUCGGAGGAGAGUAGCGACUCUGAAACGGAAGAUUUGGAGACUGCGGGCGAUUAUUACAAUGUCGAGGGAGGUGUAGGGAGUCGUAUAGCCCAGCAAUUACAAAAAGGGGACAAAAUCAGGAUUGGUAUCAAUGGAAGUUUACAAUCCCUUGAUUUGAAAGUGAAAAAAUGGAGCAAAGAAGAUAGUUACGUAAAACCAAGUGAGGAUGAGGAAUGUAAGGAGAAUAUGGCAAAGAAUGACAACAUGGUGAUACCUCUCUCCUGGGAUGACCAGGUUCAAGUCUCCGAGGCCAGAAUCCUCACUCCAAGAGGCCCUCCAGCUGAUAAAGCCAGUCAGAACAUGUGCACUUCAAGACCAGUUGUGUUUACAAAACUACUGCCAGAUGACCUCAACUCAGUGAAUGGUCCGUCAUUUGCUGGAAAGAAAGAGGGUUUCCGAGUGAAACAACGCAAGAAAACAAAACCAUGCAUAGAUGGAAAAGAAAGGGAUAAUAAAAUUACAGUUGUUACAAUAGACUCAAAGUCGGAGGAAGAAGAACAAAAAAUUGAAAGUUUGACAGUUGAAGAAGUGAUAAAACAAAACUGUGAUGGUAAAAAUAACGAGAAACAAAAUGGCCGCCAUGACGAUGGUGAAAAACAUUCUGUUACUUUCAGUUUAGCAGAGCCUGAUGGGCGUGGACAGGAAGGUUUGUAUAGUCCUAGUAAAGUGAGCAUAGUUUCUAGUGGCAGUAGUGAGCAGAGACAUCCGAAAGUUAAACCGUCUCAACCAACAUUUAGUACAAAAUAUCAGGAAGUUGAUCUUGACAUCAUAGGAACUCUAAGUGUGCCAAAUGGCCAGAGACCUUUGUCAAGUGAAUCUACAGGAAAUCCUCCUAGCAUUUAUAGUAAUAAAUCGCUGUACACUCCGAAACAAAGUCAAGGUCGAGCUGGGAGUGCGCGUAGUUCAAGGAGUGGGUUGAAAUCUGCUAAGUCAAGUCAGAGGUCACUUGGUACAAGUUCUUUGGUAAAUAUGACGGGAUACAGGCAGAAUGAAGCCGAGUAUAUUCAAAUAGCAACUCCAGUGAAGAAUCCAAAUCCCGCACAGCAGAAGAAAGUUUCAGAGUACCCACCACAGAGCAUGUCCAGUGAUAUGCCACGAGGGCACGUAACAUAUUCAGGAAUCAGAGAACCGGUACCCUCUCCUGAAUUAGAGGUAGAGGAUGAAAACAUUGAAAAAUCUGAAGAUCCACAGCCCCCAACUGUACAGAUAAAGACUGUCAGUAAACCCUCAGCACAGGCACUGUCCAUCAGUAUUCCCACUGGAGAAUUCACCGAUUCUGCCUUGAAUUCACCAACACGUGGUGCAGGUCCGGAUGCCUCACCCCGGGUUAGACGUGCCAAAGAUAUGCGUGAUGAACAAAUUGAUCAGAUCACAACACUCCUUGUGGAUGCUAUCAUAGGUCAGAAUGAUGAUAAAACUGCCAAAAGUUAGCAAGUUCUUGGUGUUGUGUAUAAACAGUAUAUACACUUACGUUUGAAAGACUACAAGCAAAUGUUGUGCGUGUAACAUACUUCUAAAGAACACUUUAAUUUAAAAAAAAAUUAAUUAACUUAAAUAAUGUAACUCUUCAAAUGCGACAUGGAAUGGAAUUGUUUGAGAUUGAGCAAAGCUUGUUUUGCAAUCUAUGCUUUUGCAACAGUUUCUUGGAAUUGAGCCUCUGCCAUUAAUAUUUUGCCAGUAACGAACAAGAAGGGAUCCUUCUGGUAGCUAGCAUGCUUUAGAAGCAAAAUUACAGUUGAAGGAUAACCAACAACUUUUGAAAUUAGUGGUUUAUCUUUUUGUAUCCCAGCUGGCUAACUUUCAAGAUUUUCAAACAGGCCAGUCAGCAAACAGGUUAAAUUGCCAUCGGCUGAUGAGACAGAUUUUCUCAACGAUAAUGCAGCAAAAAUGUCUCAGUUUUCCCCUCUAUAUAUGUAGGAAAGUUGUCAUUUCAGUGUGGAGAACUAAAUAAAACUGUCAGGUUGAUUAACUUGUCAUCAAAAAACAGCAGCAAAUUAAGUUACUGAUAAAUUAAACAUUUUGCGAGAAAAAACUCGUUGAAUUUGGUCAUAUCUGCCUAUUACGACAAAUGUGAUGUUUUUAUUUUGAAAGUUGCUCUGUAGAAAGAGUUUUGUCAUUUCUUUGUCAAUGUGGCUAUAUUGUCUCUUUUGUCAACUCGUGAAUCAUGAAAGAAUUACCUAUUGAAUUUAAUAGUUGUAAUGUUAGGCUUAUUUUUUCAAGAAGUAUAUAUUUAUAGAAUUAAUGUAGUUGUAAUCAGAACUGUAUAGUUAUAUUUUGGCAUCGUCAGGUGAUGCUGUAAGUGAAUCUCUGCAUAACUAAGCCCUUCAGUUGGUCAUUUUAUGACAUGGGCAGAGUAGUAAAACUUUAAGAUUAUAGUAUUAAAGUAUGAAUAGUAUAUAAUAAUAAUGUUAAAGUGGCAUUAUGCGCAUCUUACUGCACAUAGUGCGUUUUUGAUGAAUAUUUUAUAAAAGACAUUUUCGGUUGCUGUGCAUUUAAAUGUGUUAAAUUAAGAAAUAAUAAAUUCCCAAUCGAGGUUUAUUGUAGAAUAACCCGUGUUUUGAGUUCUUAUGCGUAAGAAUAUAUCACGAAGGCCAUAGGCCUGAGUGAUAUAUUGUUUUGCAUAAGAACGAAAAACUCUGGUUAUUCUACAAUAAAUCACACUUUGGAACUUGUUAUAUAGAUUUUAACACAACAUACUAGUAUCAACAGUGUUAGAAAAAAUGAUAACUUUUUACGACCGUGCUACGCACCUGGAUUGGAUGACAUCAUUGCACGCGCGUGGGUUAUUGUAGAAUAACCAGAGAUAGAUUUUGCUCUACAUGUAUGUAGGUUAUUUGCUGGUCGUGUUAGAAUUAAUAAUGCAUAAGUAUUUGAAGUUGAUGCUUUAGAAAUAGUUCUUUUCUUCAGUCUUAUACGCAGUGAUCUCCCUUACCCUUAGGUAGAGAUUUCUGAAGUUGAAGGGAAGCAACUCAUGCAUGCAGUUUGACUUUUCUUUAAAAGACUGCCCCAGUCAAAAUAAGAAAAGUCAUAUUUGGACAGUUCUAAUAUUUCGCACUGGUAACAGGAAGAGUUUAGUAUUUUGGGUUAAGCUAUAAUUUCCUCCUCCUGUUUUACACACACAUCUAUUUCAGCUGGAUAUUUACUUGAAAAAUGUGCAUAAUUCCACUUUAACAGAGUACCUAUGGGUCAUAGAUGUGAUAAAGUAUUUUGACACUUUAUAGUGUGUGUAAAUAUUGUGUUAACAUGUUAACCAGCGAAAAGAAUCUUUUUUUUUUUUUAAGUUUUCCCUAAGUUCAUCUUGGUUUUCGAAAUUGUUUCUUAACUAUUUGGUGCAGUAGCUAUUAUUCCAGAUUUAAAACUAUUUAACUGAUUUGCAGCCUGUAAAGUAUACACUAUGUUUGCAGACUUUUUGAAGAAUUUGGAUUCUGUAAAUAUUUAAGACUUGUGUUAAUACACUCGGGUACAGACAGAAAGUGUCACAACAGCAUUUACAGGAUUGUGCUGCCGUAUGUAAUCUUGAACUACAGGAGGAUAAGGAUUUCUUUAUUUUUACCAGUCAUAGCUUGAAAUAGGAAAUUCAGUUUAUGUGUCAAAGUUAUAAAUAUUUGUUAUUUAUUAUCAUUUUUUGCAUUUAAUUCUGUUAAAUUUGGUAGCUUUAUGGUCUUUGUUGUUUAUUUUUGUCUGUUGAUAACUAUGUUACUGCUUGUCUUCAAAACAAUCCCUACAUAAAAUCAAUGAUUUGUUCCAAAUUUAAGUUGUUUUGCAAAACAGGCAAUGAUAUAUAAUCAUGCAGAUUGCUAAGAAAAUUUAUGCCAAAAUGAUUUUUAUAUGUGAGCAACUCAUGGACUAUUUUAUUGAUAAGAAUUAUAUUAAAUAAAUUAAAUAAUGUUGAACUUGUUUUUGUUUAGAUAUAAAGAAGAUAUAUAUACCACAUGACUUUCAAGGUAAACAGCUUUUGAACAUAGUUUACAGAUUAUUGGAGUUUUCUUGAAAAGAAAUACUUCCUAAACUCAGAGGACUUCAUUAUUUCUCGUGUUUAUCGAGAGUUCAUAAUUCCAUUUCAUGUUAGUAUUGUUCUAGGGUGCCAAACUGAAACUGGUCUGCUUAAUUAAACUUACCAGAGGUGACCAUUUUUACUGUCUCAAGAAAGACAGGAGCCAAAGUCCUGAUUGAUCAUUCAGUAUGAAAACAUCUAUACCAGUUUUGUCUAUGUGUCUUUUUGCCAUUGUAACGUGUCAAAUUAUGUUUUACUUCAUUGUUAUGUUAGCAUUUUUCACUUGUUUUAAGAAUUCACAGACUUUUUUAGUUAAAACUGUACAAAGAUUAUGGAGAGCUAUCCUACUCACCCCAGUGUCUGUUCAAUAUCCACAAACACAACUUGGUUGAAAUUUUGAUGUGCUUUCGAUUUGCCUUGUUUUUACUUGAUGAAAUUGUUUGUUGUUCAUCAUCAUCACCCACAUCAUGUUACUCAAGGGUCAUAACUCUGACACCAGUUUUUCAUGAAUUAUGCCUUAGAACUUAAAACUUAGAAUUUCAGGUUAAAGUUUUCACUCUGUCUGAAUUAGAUCCAAGCUAGUUGUUGUUUCAUGUAAUCAGCAGAAUCAUAUGACAUGAACUGCAUUACUCUGGGAGAAAUAUCCCAUAAAUUAUGUCCCUUUUAUUCUCAGAAAGUCCUUUUUAUACUUAGAAAUUCUGGUGUUUGUUUUGAUGCACUUCCACUCUACCUCUGUCUUUGCUAAAAUUAAUGGAUGUGUCCCAGACAACUGUUAUCCCUUAUCAUCAUCCAACAUAAGGGGUAUUAAUCACUCCAGUGAUAGCUCUAGUUUCCUCAGACUAUCAGGUAUCGGAAUAGUCAAGCACACUGUCUUCUGUGACUGCUCUUAUUAAAAAAAGUCUAUGUUUUAACCUAAAGACUGUGAUAUUGUUAGUAUUUUAUUUUGUUUCAGUUGCUCAUACCAAUAUAUCAGACUAUAGUCAGGGUUGUGUUAUUUAUAAAUGUAAUACACACAGAAUUAAUUUUGUGUUAUUCUUGUUUUAUGUGAAAGCAGCCAAAUCUGUGUUAAUUGUCCAGGUAAAACCAGCACAUUUUCCAGGUAAAUAUUCACAUUUCCAAAGCAGCCUCAGAAACUGUUUUCAAGAUUUUGUAUUAAUCUGCCAAAAUUCCAUAUCAUAUUUUUGUAUGGGCAUAUCAGUUGCAUUUCUAAGUGGUCAGAUAAGAUUUUUAUUUUCAACUUUAUAUUUAACUUUUUCUUGAAAAGUAUAAGAGCAAUAGUUGUGAAACUUUGUACACUUGUUUUUUUUGCCAUUAAUUGAGUAAAUAGACCAAGAGCCAUAACUUUCACUUGCAUUUUGUCAGAUUGAUGGUCCUUUUUGUACUUUGGAAUGAUGUUAUAGGUAUAAAUUUCCGUUUAGGCCAGCUUUUCUUGAGUACUAUAAGAGCUAUAGCUCUGAAAGUUUGUACACUUGUUUGACAUCAUUAGUUGAGUAUGCCAAGCACCACAUUCCCAUGCAUUUUGUCAGAAUUAUGGCCCUUUUUUACUUAGAAAGUAUUAGUUUCUUGGUUAAGUCCACUUUUCUUGGAUACUAUAAGAACAGUAAGUUGGAAACUUUGUACUUUGGUUUAUUAUGAGUAGGUUAGUAAGUAGGUCAAACACUGCGGUUCUCUCUCUACAUUUUGUGAGGAUUAUGGCCCUUUGCAUCUUCAAAAAUUGGAAUUUAUUUGGUUCACAUUUUUUGAUAAUAUGACUUUGAAAUUUUAUAUAUUUUUUAUCAACAGAAGGUGUGUAAGAAGGUCAAGAACCAUAACACUUUUUUUUUGCAUAUUUUAUUAUGUGAGGCAUUUACAGACCUGUGUUGUCACCCUCAGGCGAUGCUCUUUUUGAACCUUGUCUUUAAAAUGGCAUUUGCAAAUUUUUAUACCAAUCUGACUUGGCAGAAAAGCUAGUAGAUCUGAAACUAGGAAAAUGCAGUAGCUGAAACCAUAAGAAAGAGUUUCGAUAAGUUUAGCAUGUUAUUUAUUUCUGACUUCUGCAUAAAUUACAGAUGUGUUCAUAAACCAGCGAUUGGCUCUCGCUGGGGUGUUUGUUCUUUUAAAAAAAAUUUGACAAAAAAAGCUUGGCACUUAGAAGACAGUUUUCUCUGAAACUUCUGCAGAAGUAAUAAUUUUUGUCACUACUUAUAUUGCUUAAAACUUUAAUCACUGAUAUCAUGUUGAUCUUGCACCUACCAACAAGUAUGGUGUCCAGUAAGGGACAUGUAUUCUUUAUGGUCUGUAUCAGUAUUUUUUAAAGAAUUUUGUUAUCACAGUUUUAUGAUCUCAAAGUUACGUUUUAAUCACGUUUUUAUAGAACUCAACACACUUUUGCCUGGCACGCUGGUGCAUAAAGUUCUGGCUUUUGCUAUUUGUGCAUAUCUUCCUUAGAUAAAGACUUGAAAUCAAAAAUAAAAAUAUUUGAAAUUAUAUAUGAGCCACGCCAUGAGAAAACCAACAUAGUGGGUUUGCGACCAGCAUGGAUCCAGACCAGCCUGCGCAUCCGCGCAGUCUGGUCAGGAUCCAUGCUGUUCGCUAACAGUUUCUCUAAUUACAAUAGGCUUUAAAAACGAACAGCAUGGAUCCUGACCAGACUGCGCGGAUGCGCAGGCUGGUCUGGAUCCAUGCUGGUCGCAAACCCACUAUGUUGGUUUUCUCAUGGCACGGCUCAAUUACAUUGCAAAUACCAUUCAUAUGAACGGUCGAAAGUAUAUCUGUAAUAUAUAAUGGUACUUAUUCAUAACCAGUUUUAAUAAUCAAAUGAUUUUUUGGUAAACUUUUAAUUCAUAUUGAAAAAAAAUGAAAUUGAUAGCAAAUAAUCACAUGUUGUAAUACUUAUAUAAGUAUUUAUAUUGUAUUUAUGAAACGUUUGUUUACAAGGAAUAAAUAUUUUUGUGAUA